AUGUCUCAGACUCAUCUCAACUCUUCCAUGCUUCAGCAGCUGAACCAUACUAUUCAGGAGUACGUUUCAGAGUGGUUGAAGACGCAACAAUUGGGAUUUAAUAAUAAAGCACUUUCCUCCAGUUCUACCGUUAACAAAUUGAGCUCGACUACAUUAAUCUUUACUUUGGCACUGGGGUUCUGUUUGUACAAAUGGUUCUUCGCCUCUAGCCAAUUGUCAGCCAAGAAGGCGACUAAGUUCAGUUUGCCAAUCCCAGACGCUGCUCAGAAGCAUUGGAAGGGGAAGAGGCUCUUCCCUACAUCGGUGCAAAACGAAGAAGAUCCACAUCGCAUACAAUGCUACUGUCCUGCCACUGGUCAAUUCUUAGGCUCAUUCCUUUCGAUGACCGAUCAGCAUAUUGACUCAUUGGUCUCCAAAGCAACCAAGGCUCAAUUGAAAUGGCGUAAUACUUCUUUGGAAGAGCGUACACGCGUGCUUCUUUCUUUGCAAGAGUACAUUUUGGAAAACCAGGAUUCAAUUGCAAGAAUUGCUUGCAGAGACUCUGGUAAGACUAUGCUUGACGCUUCAAUGGGGGAAAUCUUGGUUACAUUAGAGAAGUUGCAAUGGAUUAUUAAGCACGGUGCGGCUGCUUUAAAGACAUCGAAACGUCCUGGGCCAACCAAUUUCUUCAUGAAAUUUUAUAAAGGUGCAGAAGUUCGCUACGAGCCUUUGGGAGUUGUUGGUGCUUUGGUUUCUUGGAAUUACCCCUUCCAUAACCUCUUAGGCCCAAUUAUCGCCGCUAUAUUUACAGGAAAUGCCAUGGUUAUUAAAUGUUCUGAACAAGUUGUGUGGUCGUCUGAGUUUUUCAUUUCAAUGUGCAAGAAGUGUUUAGAAGCGUGCGGUCAUGACCCUGAUUUGAUUCAACUGUGUUAUUGUUUCCCACCUUCCGCCACCGACAAUACUGCAAACUACUACACGUCUCACCCAGGAAUCAAUCAUUUGACUUUCAUAGGCAGUAAGCCGGUGGCUCACCACGUCUUGGCAGCUGCUUCGAAGAGCUUGACUCCUGUUGUUGUUGAAUUAGGUGGCAAGGAUGCGUUUAUUGUUUUGGACUCUGUUAAAGACCUACAUGCACUAUCUUCAAUUAUUAUGCGUGGUACUUUCCAAUCAUCGGGUCAGAACUGUAUUGGUAUUGAACGUGUUAUUGUGUCACAAAAGAAUUACGAUGAGUUGGUAUCAAUUCUCAACGAACGUGUGGGUCAGCUGAGAUUAGGGUCUGAUAUUGAUAAUCUAGAAGACGUUGACAUGGGUGCUAUGAUCUCGGACAACAGAUUUGAUGAACUUGAAAAAAUGAUUCAAGGCGCAGUUGCACAAGGUGCUCGUUUACUGCAAGGUGGUAAGAGAUACAAUCAUCCUAACUAUCCUCAAGGUCACUACUUCCAGCCAACUCUCCUAGUUGAUGUCACAGGUGAGAUGGACAUUGCCCAAAACGAGGUUUUCGGUCCUGUAUUAACCGUUAUGAAGGCUGAAGAUACAAUGGAUUGUAUUCGUGUUGCGAACUCGGCCCCAUUCGGUCUUGGUGGCUCCAUUUUUGGUAACGAUUAUGAAGAAUGCAAUUACGUUGCAAAUCAUUUGAACACCGGUAACGUUGCAAUCAAUGAUUUCGCAACCUUUUACGUCUGUCAAUUGCCUUUCGGUGGUAUUAAUGGCUCUGGUUAUGGUAAAUUCGGUGGUGAGGAAGGUUUGACAGGUCUAUGUAAUGCCAAGAGUGUUUGUUACGACAAGCUGCCUUUCAUUUCUACCCAAAUUCCUAAGCCUCUGGAUUAUCCAAUCAAAAGUAACUCGAAGGCUUGGCAAUUUGUAAAGAGCUUCAACACUGGUGCUUAUACUCUUUCUACCUGGCAGAGAAUUAAGUCGCUGUUGUCGCUUGCCAAGAACGCCAACUAG
Lachancea fermentati is the source of this 1926-nucleotide messenger RNA. The record is from the annotation of a GenBank genome assembly. Lineage: Eukaryota; Fungi; Ascomycota; Saccharomycetes; Saccharomycetales; Saccharomycetaceae.